AUGGAGAAGGAUUCACAAGUCCUUGUUCCUAUAAAGGCGAUCCACUUCGCCACAUACCACCUCAAAGAACCUCUUGGACGAACAAGAGAUCCGACCUGGAGACGUCUAGCCAAGCCGCAUCACAGAGAAGAACACCUUCUAGCCACACCAGAAGAGGAGAUUAACCCUGAGCUGAUCGAGUUCGUGAAGAGAGAUCAAUUCCAUGAUCUGUUUUCAGAGUAUGCGCUGGAGCACAUAGAUCACUUUGACAAUCUUUGUGAUUCCUAUGGAGUUUUUGACUUUGAGAAGAAGAUGAUGCUAUUCAGCACAUCACUAGCUGGACCAGCACUAGAUUGGGCGCAGCAUGAGCCACUCUCUACAAUCGAGUCAUGGAUCGAUUUUAGAGAAGCUUUCUUGAAGAGAUUUGCAAGGCUACCACCUUUCAAAUCCAAGUACAAUCACUACUCUCAUCAGCUGGAGAGAGAGCGUGAUGAAGAAGAAUGGGGAGGCAUACCACCCCAUCUGAAUGAAGAGCUAAUCAAGCAUGUGGAGAGGAAUCCUUUCUACAAUUCUACUUCAGAGUGUGCAAAGGAGCAUCUAUGCAACUUUGAGCAGCUUUGCCACGACUAUGGACUUGGAGAUAACCCCAAGAAGAUACAACUUUUCCAACUAUCUAGCUGGACAAGCCAAAGAAUGGGCUAA
This is a messenger RNA of Microthlaspi erraticum, 681 nucleotides long. NCBI's taxonomy places the organism in Eukaryota, Viridiplantae, Streptophyta, Magnoliopsida, Brassicales, Brassicaceae. The record is from the annotation of a GenBank genome assembly.